Messenger RNA from Plenodomus lingam JN3, 657 nucleotides. RefSeq lists its product as uncharacterized. Gene Ontology annotation, biological process: ribosomal small subunit assembly; rRNA processing. NCBI's taxonomy places the organism in Eukaryota, Fungi, Ascomycota, Dothideomycetes, Pleosporales, Leptosphaeriaceae. The record is from RefSeq and is a predicted model, not a curated record. Gene Ontology annotation, cellular component: UTP-C complex; CURI complex.
AUGGCGCCCACCGAGCCUCCGCCCUCCAAAAAGUCAAAGUCCACCCCCAAGACCGUGUCAGGCUUUGUAAUUCUCCCUCUUACUCUUCCCGCAAUUCCAGGUCUCCCACCCUCCGCUUGCGACGCAAAACACUAUCUCUACAUCAAACAACAUGCGCCAAGUGUACCCACAGCAGACGACGAGCGCAGUCUCUUCAUCGCAAACGUGCCAAUUGAUGCGUCCGAAACGAAUCUACGGGCCCUGUUCGCAGAGCAACUGGGCGGCGCAAUGGUUGAGCGUGUCGAGUUUGAUGGAUUAGUGCCGGCGCCUGCAUUGCACAAGAAGUGGAAAGGCGAGGGAAAUAGAAAAGGGAAUGCUGGAGCCUCAGGAGACGAAGAGGGCAGAGGGAGGAAGAGGAAGAGGGAGCAGGAGCAGGAAUUACUAGCCGAAGGCGUAAUGGAGGAUGAAGAAAGCGCACUUCCCAAACUCUGGAGCACAGAAAUCAAGAGGAGCGGCAGCGGUGCUGUUGUCGUCUUUGUAGACAAGAAGAGCUGCCGCGGCGCACUGAAACGUAUCAAAGAAACCAUCAAAUCCGCCCAACAAAUCCACUGGAAAACCAGCGAACGCUUAGGCAUACAUCGUAAGUCCACCCAACGCCACUCUCCCAAACCCAACUAA